This is a messenger RNA of Lycium ferocissimum, 887 nucleotides long. Its product is annotated as protein DOG1-like 4. Bases 72 to 758 code for a protein of 228 amino acids. Gene Ontology annotation, molecular function: sequence-specific DNA binding. Gene Ontology annotation, biological process: DNA-templated transcription. NCBI's taxonomy places the organism in Eukaryota, Viridiplantae, Streptophyta, Magnoliopsida, Solanales, Solanaceae. The record is from RefSeq and is a predicted model, not a curated record. The transcript has a single exon.
CUCUUUUUUCUUCUUCAACUCAUUUUCUCAGCGGUAAUGUACCACAUUCCUCUUGAAAAAAUAAAAAAAGAAUGACAACCCAAGCAGCGAAAAAUUUCUCAAAAUACUACGAGGAUUGGAUGAGUCAACUUGAAGAGUUGCUCAAACUACUACUAAUCAUUCCAAGGGAAACCUCAUACCUCAAAGAUCACGAAGCCUUAGUGAACAAAAUGACCACACAUCACAAAGAUUACUACACAGCCAAAUGGGCAGCAGCACAUGAAGAUAUCUUAGCAUUUUUUGCACCAAUGUGGCUGAGCCCUUUAGAAAAUGCAUACUUAUGGGUCACUGGAUGUAAGCCCUCAAUGAUCUUCCGGCUAGUCGGUGUGGCUCUUAACCAGUUGAGUGAUGAGCAGUUGAAAAAUGUUGAAGCUUUGAGGCUGAAAAUAAGGGGAGAAGAAGAGAAAGUGGAGAGGGAAAUGGAGAGGCAACAGGUGGCAAUGGGAGAUAGAAAAAUGGUGGAGUUGGCAAGGUUGAAAAGCAGUGAUAAUAAUAAUAAUAAUCAGUUGGAUGGGUUAGUUGAGGUGGCGUUGAAAGGGUUAAUGGUGAGUUUAGAGAGGGUUAUGAAAAUGGCUGAUUGUGUUAGGCUUAAGACUUUGAAGGGUUUGUUGGAUAUAUUGAGUCCUACACAGUGUGUGGAUUUCUUGGCUGCUAUUUCUAUGCUUCAAAUUCAGAUGAGGAAAUGGGGAAGAAAGAGAGAGAAGUUUGCAAUUAAGUAAAUUCGAAGUUUUGUAUGGAAAAAUAGAAUUUUUCUUGUGAAAUUUGGUUAGGUUAGCUAGUUUGAGAGUAGAUCGAGGAUAAAUGUGUAUGCAUGGCUUUUUCUUUUUAUUUGAACGGCAUUUUAGCUU